AUGGCUUUUCGUGAUUGCUUCAGUCACAUAGGUGAGCUUCGCUCCCUUGUACCAGAUAUUACACCCAUCCUUGCUCUUACAGCAACCGCUACCCAGAAAACAAUGGAAAUGGUAAAAUCUGUGUUAAGUCUGAAAAGUGAUAAUUAUACAGUAACAGUUAGUCCUAAUCGAGCGAACAUAUACCUAUAUAAAGCAAAGGUAAACAAUAGUUUGGGUGCACCAUUUGGGUGGUUGAUAGACAUGUUGAAGAGUGAACACGUUCUGUGUCCAAAAGUAAUUGUAUACUGCAAGGCAGUCAAAGAUUGUGGCAAAUUAUUUAACUUUUUUAAAGACUCUUUGCAAGAAUUAGUGUAUGUUCAUGGCAAAGAGCAUGUUGCAGAAAAUAUGAUCAUUGGUAUGUUUCACCACAACACCCUUGAUAAAUAUAAGGAAAGGAUAAUUAAUUUCUUUUAUGUUCCUGAUGGGGUUUGCAGAGUUGCAUUUGCAACAAAUGCAUUGGGCAUGGGCAUUAAAUUUGCAAAUGUUAGGUAUGUUGUUCAUUAUGGCCCCCCUAGAAGUGUUGAAGAUUUUGUCCAGGAAAUUGGUCGUGCUGGUCGUGAUGGUAAAUCUUCCACAUCUGUCCUUCUGUAUCAAGGGAAACAUCUGUGUAGAUGUGAAAGAAAAGUGAAAGAAUAUGCAAAAAGCAACACCUGUUUGCGGUCAAUUCUAUUAUCUGAAUUUGGAGUUAGUAAGCCAGACAACAUUACUGCCCAUGAUUGUUGUUUGGCUUGUCAUAAAAAAUGUUGCUGUGUUGAAGAUGAUUCUUUAUGUAACAAGGAUGUUCCCCUAUUAUUACACGAACUCCAUACUCAAGGGAUCAAGUCUGUAAAUCCUGCCAAAAAGCGUAAUGUUGGAAAGAAUGAUCUUUGCUUGCUUGAAGAGCUGUUAAGGGACUAUCAGAAAGAACUAGCAUCUGGGUGCCCAUCGUUUUACUUGUCUCCAGAGUGCACAACAGGAUUCAGUGACACUCCUGUUAAAGCAGUUCUUUCAAAAGCAAAAUAUAUUUUUACUGUGGAAUACAUUUUAGAGAGUCUACCUGUUUUCAAAUUUGAGCAUGGAGUUGCAAUUCUUCACAUGGUAGCAGAUAUUUUUGAGGACUUUGAAGUAAAUAUUGAUCCUGCAUAUGAAAAGACUACAAGUGAUACCGAUUUUAAUUAUGACUUAGAAUAUGGUGGUAACUAUGGAGGUGAAGGAACAUCAAGUGAAUCUGAUGAAACUGAGGAUUCUGAAACUGAUGUGUAAUGCUAAAUGAUUGAAUAUGUUGCACUGUACAUCGUUGCAUGGUAAGUCUAAAAAUUCCAUUGGUAAUAUUGGUCCAUAUUACAGAUUAAAGUAAAAUAAUUAACACUUAUUUACUGUGGUAGUCUCCAAGAGAGAAAUGUUCAGCAUGUUUUAUCAUCAUGAGACUUCCAAUGUUUCCCAAUUUGAACACCAGAAGUCAAGGGAUCUCAAAAUAAACCAGUUGCUUUCCCAAAGUCACAUUGGGUAAUUCCAGAAAACAUCCAUACCUUCCCCACAGAGAAAAUUGGAAGUUAUUCAAUUUAAACCUCCUACCCCCUUCAGAUGUCCUAAUAUUAUACACUUACUAUUUUCAGAGACAAUUUUUUCUCCCUUCCGGACGGCAGAAAUUUUCUCUGUGGGGGGAGUGUGGAUCUUUGCCGGGACGACCCAUUACAGUAAAUAGGUAUUAACCGGCCAUUAAAUACAUUUUGCCUCAAUGCAACUCAUUAAGCUGUAUUGCACCACCAUUUAUCAUUUUACUCUAUCCAUGGCACAUGAUUGCACUUGAGGGUGCUGCCAUUCAAUGAGCUGAAAUGGCCAAUUUCUCACACACACAAACCCACCAUUUCUUAUUAUAGUUAUGGAAACAAGCAAAUGAAUUACACUGGUACUGAGAAUACCUAAUUGAAGAAUAUUGUAAUGUUCUAACAACGUGUAGAGUGAUUAUGUACGUAUCAAAUUUUUGAAUCAGAAGUUCAGUAGUAUCAGAAAAGCAAAUAAGCACAAUUAGUUUAAUUUUCUGAUAGACUCCAUCAAUGAAAUAUAUGAUACAUAUAGAUGCAAAAAAUUUAAUUUGUUUCAUAUGUAUUGAUGUUAUUCACAUAUACAGUUUGUUUAGUGUUGUUUAGAGCUGUGCGGUUAACAGAAAGACUCGGUCAAUCUGAUAAAUUUUUACAAGCAGAAGCUAGCUGGCACCAAACAUGCACAAAAGAACUGUUAUUUUUGGUUUUUCUUUUGUUAUGUGUGUUAAUUGCUCUGCAUGUGUCAG
Messenger RNA from Paramuricea clavata, 2308 nucleotides. Lineage: Eukaryota; Metazoa; Cnidaria; Anthozoa; Malacalcyonacea; Plexauridae. The record is from the annotation of a GenBank genome assembly.